Messenger RNA from Fulmarus glacialis (Northern fulmar), 1194 nucleotides. Its product is annotated as toll-like receptor 1. The annotation marks the transcript as partial. NCBI's taxonomy places the organism in Eukaryota, Metazoa, Chordata, Aves, Procellariiformes, Procellariidae. The record is from RefSeq and is a predicted model, not a curated record. Gene Ontology annotation, molecular function: transmembrane signaling receptor activity; Toll-like receptor 2 binding; lipopeptide binding. The transcript has a single exon. Gene Ontology annotation, cellular component: membrane. Gene Ontology annotation, biological process: toll-like receptor signaling pathway; inflammatory response; cellular response to bacterial lipopeptide.
AUUUGAGAGCCUUUCCAAGGUAAGCUUCAUGACCAGCGGUAUGAAAUUGCUGAAAUACUUGGACAUGAGCAACAACUUGCUGAGUCACGAUGCAGCUGAUGUGCAAUGCCGGUGGGCUGAGUCUCUGACAGAGUUGGACCUGUCCUCAAAUCAGUUGACAGAUUCCGUGUUUGAGUGCUUGCCAGUCAACAUCGAAAAACUCGACCUACAAAACAAUCAGAUCACCAGCGUCACCAAGGGGAUGGCUGAGCUGAGAUCCUUGAAAGAGCUGAACCUGGCAUCGAACAGGCUGGCUGACCUGCCGGGUUGCAGUGGCUUUACGUCCCUGGAGUUCCUGAACAUAGAGAUGAAUUCGAUCCUCACCCCAUCUGCUGACUUCUUCCAGAGCUGCCCAAGGGUCAGGGAGCUACAAGCCGGGCACAACCCGUUCAAGUGUUCCUGCGAACUUCAAGACUUCAUCCGUCUGGAGAGGCAGUCUGGGGGGAAGCUGUUCGGCUGGCCGGCGGCGUACAUGUGCGAGUACCCGGAAGACUUGCGAGGAACGCAGCUGAAGGACUUCCACCUGACUGAACUGGCUUGCAACACAACGCUCUUGCUUGUGACAGCUCUGCUGCUGACGCUGGUGCUGGUGGCUGUCGUGGCCUUUCUGUGCAUCUACCUGGAUGUGCCGUGGUACAUGCGGAUGACGUGGCAGUGGACGCAGACGAAGCGGAGAGCUUGGCACAACCACCCCGAAGAGCAGGAGACCGAUCUGCAGUUUCACGCGUUCAUUUCCUACAGCGAGCGCGAUUCACUGUGGGUGAAGAACGAGCUGAUCCCGAACCUGGAGAAGGGGGAGGGCUGUGUACAACUGUGCCAGCACGAGAGAAACUUCAUCCCUGGCAAGAGCAUCAUGGAGAACAUCAUUAACUGCAUUGAGAAGAGCUACAAGUCGAUCUUUGUGUUGUCCCCCAACUUUGUGCAGAGCGAGUGGUGUCACUAUGAGCUGUACUUUGCCCAUCACAAAUUUUUCAGUGAGAAUUCCAACAGCUUAAUCCUCAUUUUACUGGAGCCGAUCCCUCCGUAUAUUAUCCCUGCGAGGUAUCACAAGCUGAAGGCUCUCAUGGCAAAGCGAACCUACCUGGAGUGGCCAAAGGAGAGGAGCAAGCGUGCCCUUUUCUGGGCUAACCUGAGGGCAGCUAUUAGCAUUAACCU